Messenger RNA from Physeter macrocephalus (sperm whale), 1577 nucleotides. RefSeq names its product long-chain fatty acid transport protein 4-like. Bases 1 to 888 code for a protein of 295 amino acids. Gene Ontology annotation, molecular function: long-chain fatty acid transmembrane transporter activity; long-chain fatty acid-CoA ligase activity. The transcript is spliced from 7 exons. Lineage: Eukaryota; Metazoa; Chordata; Mammalia; Artiodactyla; Physeteridae. Gene Ontology annotation, cellular component: microvillus; endoplasmic reticulum membrane; plasma membrane. The record is from RefSeq and is a predicted model, not a curated record. Gene Ontology annotation, biological process: medium-chain fatty acid transport; very long-chain fatty acid catabolic process; long-chain fatty acid import into cell.
AUGGGGAACAGCGUGUCCUCUGUGGCCUGUGUUCUCUGUGGCGCUCAGGGAGAGGGGGCCCGGCGGGAGGACCGUGAGGUGCUGGCCAGGCAGGCACUGUGGAAGGACAGGCCCACGGUGGGAGCACCUGGGCCCAAGUCUCGGCCUUUGCAGGUGGGGGCCUGUGGAUUCAACAGCCGCAUCCUGGCUUUCGUGUACCCCAUCCGGCUGGUUCGCGUCAACGAGGACACCAUGGAGCUGAUCCGGGGGCCCGAUGGCAUUUGCCUUCCCUGCCAGCCAGGUGAGCCGGGCCAGCUGGUGGGCGCCAUCAUCCAGCAUGACCCCCUGCGGCGCUUCGAUGGCUACCUCAACCAGGGCGCCAACAGCAAGAAGAUCGCCAAGGAUGUCUUCAAGAAGGGGGACCAGGCCUACCUCACCGGCGACGUGCUGGUGAUGGACGAGCUGGGCUACCUGUACUUUCGGGACCGCACGGGGGACACCUUCCGCUGGAAAGGCGAGAACGUGUCCACCACGGAGGUGGAGGGCGCGCUCAGCCGCCUGCUGGCCAUGGCCGAUGUAGCCGUGUAUGGCGUCGAGGUGCCAGGAACCGAGGGCCGGGCUGGCAUGGCCGCUGUGGCCAGCCCCUCCGGCAGCUGUGACCUGGAGCGCUUAGCCCAGCUCCUGGAGAAGGAGCUGCCCCUGUACGCCCGCCCCAUCUUCCUGCGCUUCCUGCCUGAGCUGCACAAAACAGGGACCUUCAAGCUACAGAAGACAGACCUGCGGAAGGAGGGCUUUGACCCAACAGUUGUGAAAGACCCGCUCUUCUACCUGGAUGUCCGGAAGGGCUUCUAUGUCCCUCUGGACCGAGAGGCCUACACUCGCAUCCAGGCAGGCGAGGAGAAGCUGUGAUUUGCCCCGAGUCCCUCUGAGGGCCACCGGAUGCUGGACCCAGAGCACCAGCUCCCACCCCAGAGGGUUCCUGGGCAAAGCCAGACCAAAGCAAGAAGGGCCUGGCCUCACAACCCCGAGGUGCCGACCCCCACCCCUCAAAAUUGCCAAGGGACUCACUGCUGCCUCCCCCUCCCCCCGAGGCUUUCUGUGAAAGCCUCAUCUCCGUGUUGUGUCUUCAGGGGGCCUCUGGGCCCCAGGCUGAGACUGAGACUGGGCCCCUCAGGAUGAUGUCUUAGGGCAGGACAGGGGAGGUGGAGGGUCACCAAGCACUCUCCAGAGAACAGGCAGCUUGUAAAUGGGACCAGGGCAGAAGCCCCCAGACCCAGGAAGCCAGCAGAGUGGGCGGGGGCAGCGGUGGCCGUUGAUCAGGUGUCCGAAUAGGAUCCAGGCCCUGGAGCCACUCAAGCGUCCUCAGCCCAGCCGGUGCCUCUAGGAGGGCAGGAGAGGGACUGACCUGUAGCAGGCAGCCUGGACGGGGCGCCCCUCUCAUCCUCCUCUCUCUGGGUGCCUGCCUGGCUGUCCCUCAGGCAGGGCCUUUCUGUCUUUGUGGGUCUGUCCUUGUCACCUCCUCCGUCUCCGUCCUGGCCUGGCUAUGAAAGGAGAAGGGGUGGGGGGCGCUCAGGGGCCAAUAAACUCUGCCUUCCUCC